AUGGAGAUGGUCAACGUUUUGAAGCGUAACCCGAUCCAGACAAAGAUAAGCCCAGUCGAACGUAGACAACAGUCUUUCGUUCUUAGAGAGUCCGAGUGCACCAUGAGCCCUGAAGCCGUGAUAGCUGACGGAGGUUGUGCCAUCUCGAACGCAAAAGGGGUGAGUGCCCGCAUCAGAAUGAGUAAGGGAGGCUACGGCGACUCUGUGCGUGAUGCCAGCGAAAAAGACUGGCAACAGCUGAUCGGCCGUCGGCUGGAACACGCUCAAAACAACGAUGACACGAUUUCGUCGGAGGUGGGCACUCUCAUUCAUCGAAACAAUCAUCAGCCGCUACCGAGCCUUUACAACCCCCCACAUAAAAAUGGCUCCAAACUUGGCAGCCAUGAUAGCGACGAAACGCAACCGAUGGUUCGGUAUCAGAAAACAAAAGUGAUUCCCAGCCGGGUGAGAAAACGUGUCAUCUUCAAAAAUGGGAAUGUCAACCUGUCCAAGGAGCAUGUAUAUAAACGCAGUCAAAGAUAUCUCCAGGACAUAUUCACAACACUGGUCGACAUUCAAUGGCGAUGGAACCUUCUCGUAUUCGCUAUGGGCUUCAUUGUUUCAUGGCUCAUUUUCGCUGUUGUUUGGUGGCUCAUCAUGUUCGCGCACGGAGAUUUCGAAGAAACGAACUCCAAGAAUGAAACCUGGAAACCGUGUGUCACCGAAGUCACAACCUUCACAGCCGCAUUCCUCUUCUCUCUGGAGACGCAGCACACUAUCGGUUAUGGCAACCGAUACAUCUCUGAAGAGUGCCCAGAAGCUGUUUUCAUUCUGUGUCUCCAGUCAGUGGUUGGAGUUAUGAUUCAGUGUUUUAUGGUGGGCAUCGUGUUCGCGAAACUAUCGCGGCCCAAGAAACGCUCUCAAACACUUCUGUUCAGUCGGCACGCAGUGAUCUGUCUGCGCGACGGGAAGCUCUGUCUCUUGUUCCGUGUGGGAGACAUGCGGAAGUCACACAUAAUCGGGACGAAUAUCAGUGCGCAGAUAAUCAAACGCAAAGUGACUCAGGAGGGUGAAGUGAUCCCCUACUACCAUACGACACUCGAUGUUCGCUUCGACGCCGGAAACGAAUCUAUUCUUUUCAUCUGGCCGGCUACCAUCGUACACGAGAUCAACGAGCGUUCGCCACUAUAUACGCUGUCGGCUGAAGACAUCAUGAAGGAUCGCUUUGAGAUAGUGGUCGUUCUCGAGGGUACAAUAGAAUCGACCGGGCAGUCGAUCCAAGCAAGGUCAAGCUAUCUCCCAUCAGAGAUUCUAUGGGGUCACAGGUUCGAGCAGCUCGUACGUUUCCAGCGUGAUUCAUCGGAAUAUUUGGUUGACUAUUCGAAGUUCAACAAUACAUACGAAGUGGAAACUCCGCUCUGCAGUGCCCGCGACUUCUAUGAGUACCAAAAAUUAAUCCAGCAACCCCAGAUUCUGAUCCUGAACAACAACCCUCAACAACAAAACGGUCAGCCGGGCGGCGUAUUCGGAGGCAGCAACACCUUGACGGCCCUCUCGGGAGACAGCAUGACCCGACAGAACAACAACAACAAUAAUAACAACAACAGCAACAACAUUCAAAUCUAGUUGUCUCGAAAAUCGGACGAAGCCUAUUUAAUUGCGAUUGAUUCACAAAUGUUCCCCUCAAUCGUCGGCGCGAAGCUUCCCCGACGAUUGAUGGACAGAGCCUCCCGAUGGUCAGAGGCCUGGCUCGGGGAACGGUUUCAAGCCAUCGGGAAAUAUGAUCACCGGCCUACUCAUCAAAGCAAGUGCCUCCUGUUUAGAUACUAAGAUAAGUUCAGCAUUCGAGCGAGGUGUCACCAUCUAUGUUAGCAGCUCUCGAAUGAUACCGCCAGUGAUUCAACCCGAAGUCGGGAAUCGAUUGACGACAAGCCUAGGAUAAGGUGGGCGGAUGGCUUAUUGAUGGAGCGUUCAGGGCUUCAUACGUACGGAUACAUAGGAGCUCGAAGAGCCGGCUUUAACCAAGACGGAAUUUGCAAACGUAGUCAUGGACUUAGUCGAAAGUGUCAUCAUCGUUCCCAUAGCCGUCGUAUCACCAAGGUUCUCCAAGCUUUUCUGAGCCGUGAGAGUCGGAGAAGUUGGUGGGUGAAACUGUGAAACUAAAUGUACAAAUUUAUUUACAAAGGCGAGGUCGAAUGCGUUGAUGCGGAGCGCGAUUAUCUCCAACGAGAAGAACACUUUGAAUUUACGCCUCUCCGGAGUUCCGACAAGAUAAACCACGUUUGCCUAUUCUAUGUAAGUAAUUCCUUGUAAGAAAUUGACGAUGUGUCGUUUGGACGAGA
Messenger RNA from Galendromus occidentalis (western predatory mite), 2321 nucleotides. RefSeq names its product ATP-sensitive inward rectifier potassium channel 12. Gene Ontology annotation, cellular component: plasma membrane. Gene Ontology annotation, molecular function: inward rectifier potassium channel activity. Gene Ontology annotation, biological process: potassium ion import across plasma membrane; regulation of monoatomic ion transmembrane transport. The record is from RefSeq and is a predicted model, not a curated record. The transcript is spliced from 7 exons. Bases 1 to 1605 code for a protein of 534 amino acids. NCBI's taxonomy places the organism in Eukaryota, Metazoa, Arthropoda, Arachnida, Mesostigmata, Phytoseiidae.